AUGUUCGCGGAAAAUACCGACCAUCUCAACGACAACGACGUCCACCGAAAGACAAACGAAAUAUUGGGAAUAUAUCGUUAUCGGAAGGAGAAAAGAAUCGACGAACAAUCGAAAGACAUAGACAACAGGCCAACAAGAGACAGACACGACAUCCAUAAAGGAACCGAAUUCGCUCUACCAGACCGCUCGCCCGCCAUUUGCAUGCAUCGUCGACCGUCGAAUGGCUCUGUGAUCAAGUUCUUUGACGUUAGCAAGCGGGUCAACCUGCGUACUCAGAAGCGUCUUGCCUCGUCCGUCCUGGGCUGUGGCAAGAACAAGAUCUGGCUGGACCCCAACGAGGUCUCGGAGAUCUCCAACGCCAACUCUCGCAUGACCAUUCGCAAGCUCGUCUCCGAUGGCCUGAUCAUCCGCAAGCCCGCGACCAUGCACUCGCGGUCGCGUGCCCGUGAGCUGAACCUGGCCCGCCGCAUCGGCCGUCACCGUGGCUUCGGUAAGCGGAAGGGUACCGCCGAUGCCCGUAUGCCUGAGCAGGUCCUUUGGAUGCGCCGUCUCCGUGUCCUCCGCCGGUUACUAGUUAAGUACCGCGCGUCGGGCAAGAUCGACAAGCACCUGUACCACGAGCUGUACCACCUGGCCAAGGGUAACACCUUCAAGCACAAGCGCGCGCUUGUUGAGCACAUUCACCGCGCCAAGGCCGAGCAGGCCCGCGAGAAGCAGCUGAAGGACGAGAUGGACGCCAAGCGCGCCAAGACCAAGGCCGCACGCGAGCGGAAGCUGGAGAGACAGACCGCCAAGCGGCAGGCGAUUCUGGGCGAGGACGAGGAGUAA
Molecule: messenger RNA, 828 nt
Organism: Sporothrix schenckii 1099-18
Lineage: Eukaryota; Fungi; Ascomycota; Sordariomycetes; Ophiostomatales; Ophiostomataceae
Product: large subunit ribosomal protein L19e
Exons: 4
Coding region: 1-828 (275 amino acids)
Biological process (GO): translation
Cellular component (GO): cytosolic large ribosomal subunit; ribosome
Molecular function (GO): RNA binding; structural constituent of ribosome
Source: RefSeq, a predicted model, not a curated record